AUGUCGUCUUCGUCAUCCAACGUAGUGGGUGUCCACUACAGAGUGGGAAAGAAGAUUGGUGAAGGCUCGUUUGGUGUCAUCUUCGAGGGAACGAAUCUCCUGAAUAACCAGCAGGUGGCUAUCAAAUUUGAACCUAGGAAAAGCGAUGCACCACAACUCCGGGAUGAAUAUCGGACGUAUAAGAUCCUGGUCGGAUGCCCUGGCAUCCCCAACGUUUAUUACUUCGGCCAGGAAGGUUUACACAACAUCCUGGUAAUCGACCUCCUGGGUCCCAGUCUCGAGGAUCUAUUCGACCAUUGCAAUCGGCGAUUUUCUGUGAAGACUGUGGUCAUGGUAGCCAAGCAGAUGCUCUCGCGAGUCCAAACGAUCCACGAAAAGAACAUGAUCUACCGUGACAUUAAGCCGGAUAACUUCCUUAUCGGUCGCCCGAACAGCAAGGCUGCAAAUGUCAUCCAUGUCGUCGACUUCGGCAUGGCCAAGCAGUAUAGAGAUCCCAAAACAAAGCAACAUAUCCCCUAUCGCGAACGCAAGUCGCUGUCCGGCACAGCACGUUACAUGAGUAUCAAUACCCAUCUGGGCCGUGAGCAAUCGCGGCGUGACGACUUGGAGGCUCUGGGCCAUGUUUUCCUCUACUUUCUGCGCGGCGGUCUUCCAUGGCAGGGUCUGAAGGCCGCGACCAACAAGCAAAAAUAUGAGAAGAUCGGCGAGAAGAAGCAAACCACCGCCAUCAAAGAUCUCUGUGAAGGAUACCCAGAAGAAUUCACAAAGUACCUGACUUACGUCCGCAACCUUGGUUUCGAAGACACCCCGGAUUACGACUACCUGAGGGAUCUGUUGUCGCAGGCUCUUAAGAACGCCGGGGAGGUCGAAGAUGGCGAAUAUGAUUGGAUGAAGCUCAACAACGGCCGUGGGUGGGAAUACAAGUCGUAUUCGUCCCAACAACACCUGCAGCAGAACCUUCCCAAUACGUCUGGUCGAGACCUCCACGCACAACAGUAUCGUGCAAGUCAGCGACCUGGCGUGACGGCAGACCGUUUAAACGCCGCGCAGCCCCCGCCCCCAUCUCCGGCCAAACCCGGAGCUGGGAAGACGCGCGAGCGACCAAGCGCCUCAAGCGGCAUGCCGCCGAAACGCCAAAGCGCGGGGAUGGACACUACAGCACCAACAGCGUCGACUCAAGCGCAGUUCCAGAACUCAAACCCCAACAUCCCGGGCCGGAUGGGCAGCCCGGCUAAUCAACCCAUGAGCCCUCAACCGGCACAAGGUACUCAGGCAAAGAGUGAGCCGCAGCCCACUUUCGUGCAGAAAGUGAUGAAAGCAUUAUGCUGCGGUAGGUGA
Aspergillus ruber CBS 135680 is the source of this 1338-nucleotide messenger RNA. Its product is annotated as casein kinase I. Gene Ontology annotation, cellular component: cytoplasm; nucleus. The coding region runs from base 1 to 1338 and encodes 445 amino acids. The record is from RefSeq and is a predicted model, not a curated record. Lineage: Eukaryota; Fungi; Ascomycota; Eurotiomycetes; Eurotiales; Aspergillaceae. The transcript is spliced from 5 exons. Gene Ontology annotation, molecular function: ATP binding; protein serine/threonine kinase activity. Gene Ontology annotation, biological process: peptidyl-serine phosphorylation; signal transduction; endocytosis.